Molecule: messenger RNA, 1162 nt
Organism: Medioppia subpectinata
Lineage: Eukaryota; Metazoa; Arthropoda; Arachnida; Sarcoptiformes; Oppiidae
Source: the annotation of a GenBank genome assembly
UGUAUUGAACACAAUAGGAGUGCAUAUAUUUGACGCCAUUUUCCCUUUAAAACAAUAUUCACUUUCUUUUGACUCAACAAAAAGACAAUUCAUUUGAUUGAUAAUCAACUCAAAGACACGAUACCAUCGGAUCCAGUCAUGACAGACUCACAGUACGGCUACUCCUCUGGCAAUAGUUCAGUGACCGGCACCGGUUACGGCGGCACUCAAUACGGCUCAUACGGCGGCGACUCGUACUCAUCGUAUUCGUCGGCCGGCUCUGCGGCUCCCGCUUAUGGCGGCAACACUUCGGCCCCCAAUCCAUACGGACAACAGUCCGGCGGCUAUCAAUCCAGUACUCCUAGUGAUCAGUACUCCUAUUCAACUCAACCUAACCUUUACUUGCUCAGAGUUACAGGUGCUCAGAGUCACUGGUCGAGUGAACCGCCUAUCACUACACUGAAGUGUACAGUGUAUGGAUCGAGGCUCAGGUAUCCGUCAUCCGACGGCCAAUCCGGAGGUCAAUCUGGUUAUGGUUAUAGUACUGGUGGGUCGAGUGGCGCUCCCGGCGCCGGUGGUGCCAACACCGGUAGUUCUGGUUAUGGCUCGUCGAGCGGCGGCUACGGCGGCGCCAACUCGUACUUUACGUCCGGCGGCAGCACUGGUGGACAGUCGGGCGGUGGACAGUCUGGUGGCGGUCAAUACGGACAGUACUCAAGUCCUAGCAACCAAUACGGCGGCGGCGGUGGUGGCGGCCAAUCGAGCUCUCCGAUGGGCGGAGGUUUUAACCCGUUAUCAGGCGGUGGCGGCGGAAUGUCUAGCGGUCCGCCAUCGGGUCCCUACGGCUCGAGCGGACCCGGAAACUCGCAUUACGGCGGAAGCGGUGGCGGGGGCUCAAUGGGCGGCGGACACGGAGGCUCCGGAUUUCACGACAGUAUGGGUAACGGCAACUCAUUUCGUGGACCACCUAAUAGUGGAUUCAGGUAUGCACUCGUCUUUUCGCCAUUAAAUCCAUUAUAAAUUCGGUUCUAUUAUUGAAAUCAAUGAUAAGUUUAUAUUUGUUUUUUAUAAAAGUUUUAAGGUUUCAACAGAUUUGUAAUAAGUGUUAAUUAGUCGGUAAAUAAUUAGUAAUCAAAUUAUUUGAUUUUUAUAUUGAGUGUUAGUUUGAGUUUCAUAAAGUAUC